AUCAGAAAUUAAAAUUACCCCAAAUUGUGUAACUGAGAUUUAUGAAUAAAUUGUGAAUCAAGAUUCCAGAAAUUAACCGGGUGAUUUCCAGAUCAAAUUUAAGUUUGAAUACUAAUGAUUUUUUAAUUAGAUAUAUAUAUUUUAUAAUUAAACAACAAAGUGGUAUUUGAAUUCUUGUUCUCGUAAUUAAAUAAAAGUUCAAUUUAUUGCGAUAUAUUUAAAUUUGAUAUUGUAAAAUUUUAAGUAUGUUAAGUCUAGGCAAAUGUUUUUGUGGUAUAGGUACAAAGAUGAGUCCUAAUUUUACAAUUGGCAAAAGUUUGCUAUUAAGAUCCAAACAACUAUCCAUCACUCGUCAACCAGCCAUCCACAAUACACCAAUGUCAUCAAAUUUAAAUUUAAAUGUGUGGAAAAAAUCUUUUAGUAACAUUCAAAAAGUAGAAACCGAUCCAAAAUAUGUUGGUUAUUGGUUUCUUGGUUGCAGUGGAAUGGUUUUUGUAGCUGUUGCUUUAGGUGGGAUCACCAGGCUGACAGAGUCUGGACUAUCUAUGGUUAGUUGGAAACUUUUAGGUGAAAAAUUGCCUACUACUCAGACUCAGUGGUUGGAAGAAUUCAAUAAAUAUCAACAAUAUCCUGAAUUCAAAAUGAAAAAUUCUUCUAUGACUAUGGAAGAGUUCAAAUGGAUAUGGUGGAUGGAGUAUGCACAUAGGACUUGGGGUCGAUGCAUAGGUGCUGCAUUUUUGAUUCCUAUGACUGGCUUCUGGUUAACUCGUAAAUUCAGUCGAACUACUAAAAUACAUUCUAUGAUUUGUGCUGUAUUGUUAGCAGGACAAGGUUUGAUGGGAUGGUAUAUGGUAAAAUCUGGUCUAGAAGAUAGAUUUGACAAGCCCACAGACGUCCCAAGAGUAUCACAGUACAGAUUGGCUUCCCAUUUGGGUUUAGCAUUUGUAUUGUAUUCAUUUCUUUUAACAAACUCAUUACGCAUCCUCCUACCAGUUACAGUAACUGGAUUUGUUACUAAAAAGUUUGUGGGACUGGCAAUGGCAGCUAAAGGAUUAGUCUUUUUAACCGCUAUGUCUGGUGCAUUUGUGGCCGGUUUAGAUGCUGGAUUGGUUUAUAAUUCUUUUCCAAAAAUGGGUGACAAAUGGAUACCAGAUGAUAUAUUGCAAAUAGAACCUGUACUUAGCAACAUCACGGAGAAUCCUACCACAGUGCAAUUUGACCACAGAAUAUUGGGAAUAAGUACUGUUUCAAUUUUGUCAGCUUUAUAUGUUAUGUCGCGAAAAAGUAAACUGCCUCCAAGAGCUAAAGCGGCUGCCACUACUUUAGCAGCAUUUUCAUGGUGCCAAAUGGGAUUAGGAAUUUCUACACUUCUUACUUAUGUUCCAGUUUCACUAGCUGCUGCUCAUCAGUCAGGGUCACUUACUUUACUUUCACUUGCUUUAUGGCUUGUACAUGAGCUUAAAACAUUACCUAAAAUAUAAAUUAUUAGAUUAAUUUUAGUAUAAUUUAAGAUUAAAAUAAAUAAAGUAAGUAUUUAUAAAUGAUUAAAAAAUUGUUUUUAUACAAGUAUUUAUCACUUAUCAGUUAUCAGUAUCUACAGUAUUUUUUUCAAACGUAAUUAUGUCUGUUUUUAGAAAUAUAAUUGUUUCAUACUAAUUAAUUUUCAAUAGUGGUAUGAAUAAUGUACCUAUUACUUUUUUUAUAAAGAUUGAACAUUGUUUGUGGAAAGCAAACAGGAAUACAGAGGAAGUCAUCUAUUAAAUCUAUUAAUGGAGAAUAGGAAAUCUCCAUUUUUGUAUACUUAGAUCCCAUAUAAUUUGUUUAGAUAUGAUAAAAUUAAGUUGUUCGGCUAUUAAAAAAAAUAAAAAAAACAAGUAGUGGUCAAACAAAUGUAUAUCUAUUUUAUGUAACAUUGGAAAUAUAAACAAUUCAAAUAAUAAUAAAUGUUUUUAAUACA
This is a messenger RNA of Acyrthosiphon pisum (pea aphid), 1957 nucleotides long. Its product is annotated as cytochrome c oxidase assembly protein COX15 homolog. Gene Ontology annotation, cellular component: mitochondrial inner membrane. The record is from RefSeq and is a predicted model, not a curated record. Lineage: Eukaryota; Metazoa; Arthropoda; Insecta; Hemiptera; Aphididae. The transcript is spliced from 8 exons. Gene Ontology annotation, biological process: heme A biosynthetic process. Gene Ontology annotation, molecular function: oxidoreductase activity, acting on NAD(P)H, heme protein as acceptor. The coding region runs from base 246 to 1481 and encodes 411 amino acids.